GAACGCGUACGGUACGGUACGUGCGGCAAGUGCGAUCGCGCAAGAGCGUUGUUACGCACAACAAAAAUGGCGUAGCAAUCAGCGUCUCAUUUGGCAUUUAAACGAAUUGCUAGCGAAAAAAACGCGACGUCAUUUUUUUCGCGGAGACAAUCGUGACCCCGACCGUGAUCGACUCCGGCCGACGAACCCGGCUACGUACUUAGACGGAAUCUUAAUUACAGUGUGUAUAUUAAUCGGCAAGUGUGUGUUCGCGGCCUCGCGAGAUUUUCAACGAUUCAACUUUCGUUUGUUGUUUGUUCGGCGUCGCGGUUUUGUCAGCAACCGACGUUAACGCGACGUUUUCGGUCCGGAACGUUAACGUAGUGAUACGCGAAACCAUCAACGGAAACAACGUAAAGAAAGAAGUAUGACCGAGUGGAUGUGGUCCGCGCGAAGUCGAUGAUUUUUCCGCUGCUCUUGACAGCUCCGGACGAGGCCAAGAUGGCGCCACCGGUGUUUUGACAUUUGCCGAAAAACCGACCCGUCAGCUGUGGACUCCGUCGUCGCUUGUAGACGAUUUUAACUUAUUAUGAGCAGAGAAUUCUACGAGCCCUGCACACCUUACACCUAUCAGAUCAGAUCAAAACUGUCCAGCCUUGGCGAUCCUCUGAAGCGUUUUUUGAAAUCGAAGAGAUACCCAAAUAACGUUAAUUCCGAAGUGGAGAACGUCGACGACGAUCGUCACGAACCUCGAUCGCUCGGUUUUGAGAAAAUCGACGAAUACUAUGCGAACCCCAGUAAUUUUUCUCUUUUGUCAGCAUCCACGCAGAACGAAGAAUUAACGAAGAUCAAUCCCUCGGUUUAUCGGUCCGAGCAUCAUCUCGUGGCGAAUGAUGCAAGGACGCGCGAAUCUUACCAGGACCUCGCCAGUUAUUUCUCCGAACUCGACCCCGAUGAACCCUCGACCUCCGCCACGAACACCACCGUGCUCUCCGCGAGUACCUUCGAUCGUGAUGUCGAGAGAACGGAACCGAGCGAGAACUUACAAAGUACCACGGUAACUUCGACGACUUCCUCGUCGUUCGGAAAUGACAUAACCGAAACCGUCUCAAGUUCCAUGAAUACCGAUGACGUAUCGGACACAGAUUUCGUGGAUUUAGUGCAACACGCUACCAUUAUCGCAAUGAAUCCCAUGGCAGUUUCCGUUCAAUUAGGAAACGAAAUUAGAAGCAUGUCCGAAACGAUGGACUCGAGAACGCGAGAUCAAGGCGUAGGCCGGGACGAUCCCUCACGAGAGCUUUACGAGAGAACUUUACGCAUGGUGAUUCGGAAGCCACUUUGCCCGCAGGAAGACGAACCCAACAUAUACUGAGGUUACAUCGUGUAAUUGUUGUUGAAAUUACAUGCGAGGAAUUUUUUUUUCUCCAAUGUGUAAUAGAAAUAAGACUCAUUAAACGAUA
Messenger RNA from Pseudomyrmex gracilis, 1439 nucleotides. RefSeq lists its product as uncharacterized. Lineage: Eukaryota; Metazoa; Arthropoda; Insecta; Hymenoptera; Formicidae. The record is from RefSeq and is a predicted model, not a curated record. The transcript is spliced from 5 exons. Bases 569 to 1351 code for a protein of 260 amino acids.